Molecule: messenger RNA, 3125 nt
Organism: Cephus cinctus (wheat stem sawfly)
Lineage: Eukaryota; Metazoa; Arthropoda; Insecta; Hymenoptera; Cephidae
Product: transcriptional repressor protein YY1
Exons: 3
Coding region: 35-1231 (398 amino acids)
Biological process (GO): regulation of transcription by RNA polymerase II
Cellular component (GO): transcription regulator complex; PcG protein complex
Molecular function (GO): DNA-binding transcription factor activity, RNA polymerase II-specific; RNA polymerase II cis-regulatory region sequence-specific DNA binding
Source: RefSeq, a predicted model, not a curated record
CGAGCGACCGUGGCCAGCCAUUUUGAUUAGUAACAUGGCGUCAGCAGAGAUUAAUAUGGCGUCCUCGGACAUAAUAACCGAAGUGGAGAUCCAACCCGACAUUCAGGAGGUCGAAAUCGAGUCGAUUCCAGUGGAAAUACCUUGCGAGACUGUGGAAACGACCAUCGAGGGAGAGGAUGGGCAGCCGAUGAUAGCAUUGCAACCGCUCCCAGAGCCGGGCCGCGAGGAAAUCAUACUGCAGACACAAGAGGAAAUCGUCGGUGGGGAUCCGCUCAGCGUUUACGACCAAAUUCCUGUGCCAGACAACGAUAUUUAUGUUGAAUCGAGUCCGGGUCCUUCGAGAAAGGGUCCCAAGAAGGCUAGGAAGGGUGGUACUGCGAGAUUCAGGGCGCCAGAUCACGCAAUCUUCGGUGAUAUGGGUUCAGAAACCAAGACUAGGAAGUGGGAGCAGAAGCAGGUGCAGAUCAAGACGCUCGAAGGAGAAUUCUCGGUGACAAUGUGGGCAUCGGGUACUGACGACGGGAGUGUCCUAUUAGCGUCUCACCUGGUGGAUGUUCCAGAUGAGGGCUCCAAUCCAGAGCCCGAUCCAGACUACACAGAAUACAUGACUGGCAAAUCGACGGCCAAGUUCAACCACUCUGGAAGUUCGGUAUCUGAUGGGAUGCCAGGCCUCGACCUUUCGGAUCCUAAGCAGUUGGCGGAAUUCGCGCGACCUGGGCACAAAUUAAAAGUACGCAAACCAGCUAUACUUGACGGCGUUGAACGCACGAUCGCAUGCCCCCAUAAAGGAUGUACGAAGAUGUUCCGGGACAACAGCGCGAUGCGCAAGCAUUUACAUACCCAUGGGCCCCGCGUCCACGUUUGUGCGGAAUGUGGGAAAGCCUUCGUCGAAAGUUCCAAACUUAAGAGGCACCAGCUCGUCCAUACGGGAGAGAAGCCUUUUCAAUGUACAUUCGAAGGAUGUGGAAAGAGGUUCAGUUUGGACUUCAACCUGAGGACUCAUGUUAGGAUUCACACUGGAGACAGACCGUAUGUCUGUCCUUUUGACGGCUGUAGCAAAAAGUUUGCCCAGUCUACGAAUCUGAAGUCUCACAUACUCACUCAUGCGAAAGCAAAAUCGCGCAAUGCCAUUGGCAGACAGGUAUCACAGAUUCAGUUACAACAACCUCAAUUUGUUCAAGUUGAAGUGGCUGAUGUGGACAAUCAGCAAUUCAUUGUCUAUGCUGAUUAGCCCCCCUAAAUGCCGAGUUUCCCCAUGAUGAGCCUCGUAUGAAGUAUCAUAACCAUUAAUUAUUAAUUAAAACAGUGUACAUAUUUACAAAACGCAAGCGAGUGAUGAGGACAGGAGGAUACUAAAGCUAUUAGCUAUCUUAAGGAUUCGAGUUAAUUAAUCGAUUAAUACCUCUGUGCUUAGAUCCAAGAAAGAUAAUAAAACGUCAGGAGCACUACGCAAUCGUGAAAACGAAAUAAAGUUACACUAGAGGAAGAGUGUACUUUUUCAGAGACAUGCAAGGUAGACUGUCGCGCACCGCUCAAUUUCAUGUCAAAAUGUUAUAAAAUAUCCUAGUGCGUGCUCAUAACACAUGACUGUAUAUAUUUAUAUGUAAAAUCAAAUAUUGUAUACAGUAUAUUUUGGAAAAAUUCAGAUGAGAAUAAACCAUGAAACGCAUCUUUCUCUCCAGACACGGUUAUGUAAUUUUAACGAUUUGAUAUCAAUUACAUUUUAAUGUUUACCAUUAAUAUGGAUACAAAUUGCGCGAAUAUUACUGGAACGUUAUCUUGUAAAGUUGGAAAUCGACAAGGUACUUUACUCAGAAGUUAUCGUAUAAAAAUAUAACUAUCAUUAAUAUUCCUAACUGAAUGGGUGCAAAUUAUGAAAGAGCGAUAUAUAUGAUCAGCAACUGUACAACACUUGCUACAAUUGUAUUUCAAUUGUUGCAAAAUUUAGUCUAUUACCUACGACUUAUUUACUAAUAUCAAAGCCGCGUGAAACAAUUUCGCGUAGCAUAUAUAGAUACGAAAUUUCGCGAUUUCUCUAAUUGAUUUGCAAUAUUGUGCAUAUUUGCUUGAAAAUAAUUGCCUCUAUAAUAUUUUGUAGUGUAAAGGAAACAUGUCGGUGAUUAUUUUAUUUUAUUUAAUAUUUUCAUAAUGAAGAUCAAAUGAUAUAUUGUACAACAUUUACAUGACUUAUGUACAUGUUCUAUACUGAAUACAGCAGAGUUUCAUGAACGCCAUACAAUGACGUUUUCAUAAGAAAAUAUAAUUUCUUAAUAAGGUUUUCUCAUUUGAAUUUUAAUAUGUCUCAACAAUCGAAUAAAAAACGACCUCAGUCUAUCUAAUAUGUCUAGUACUAUAUGUCUGGGAAUGGAUGUUCAAUGCGAGUAUACAAAUAUAUUCUAGUUUCGAUAUCAGCGGGGUUUAAUUGAUAAAUUGACAUUGAAGAAAAUAUAAAAAUUUACUCCCGUUUACGGCGAGAAUAAUGGAAGGAAGACUGUAAGAGCAAGUUAUAAGUGAAAGCGAUUACAAGCAAGUAGAACUAUAGGUUCGUAUUAUUUCCAUUAAGACAUGAAUACUUUGUUAUAUAGUCCUUUAAGUAUGUAACAGUUAACGCGAAGUACUUUACUUAAUGAAAUUUCUAAUUGUAACAUAUGAGCUUUGAUAAGCCGACGAAAUGCGAGGGCCUAUCGAUACUAACAGCGAAAUAUUAUUUCGUAAAUUAUUAAUUGGCAUUGCCAUUGCUCUAGUUAAAUUUGUAUUACAAUUCCAAUUACGUGUUUCUUCCGUGGGCGAUACAAUUAUUCAAGGAUUGUGUAAUACGUGAGAUAUGGCUUGUACAUUUAUUCCCAGUAUAACGUGAAAAGUCAAGCAGGAGACACCUUUUAUCAUUAGGGAUAAAAAAGUGAAUUUUAUUGUAUGUAAUAUCAUUAUUGUCCAUCUCAAUGGUAUAUAUUUAAGUUUGUGGAUUAAUAGAAAAACGAAAAAUCAGAAAAGAGGGACAAAUACAGGAGUUAUAAGUUUAGGCUCUCCAACCUUACUUUAUUCUUUGUCAUCCAUCGUGUAUGUAUGUUUUUUCAUCAUUAUUAUAUUAUGCCUAGAAUAAGUAAAUACGACUGAUUGAUGUGUUA